This is a messenger RNA of Thamnophis sirtalis, 4429 nucleotides long. It is a transcript of the gene VCPIP1, whose product is annotated as valosin containing protein interacting protein 1. Gene Ontology annotation, molecular function: cysteine-type deubiquitinase activity. NCBI's taxonomy places the organism in Eukaryota, Metazoa, Chordata, Lepidosauria, Squamata, Natricidae. The record is from RefSeq and is a predicted model, not a curated record. Gene Ontology annotation, biological process: protein K48-linked deubiquitination; endoplasmic reticulum membrane fusion; protein K11-linked deubiquitination.
GGCGAGUUUUGUCAGGUUCUGUGCGUGCUGGUGGAAAAACGGGGAUGAAGCUGUGAGGGGGCGCUUACCGAAAGAAGUGGAAAAAAAGAGACCAGCCGCAGGCAGGCAAAGGAGGAGGCGCAAAGCGAUGUCUCAGCCGCCUCAGCAGGAGCAGCAGCCAGUGGCAACGCUGGUCCCGAAGAAGAAGGACCGGCGUAUCUUCUCGGGCACUUGUCCUGACCCCAAGUGUCAGGCGCGCCUGUUUUUUCCGGCGCACGGGCCUCUAAGCAGCGGGAGCAUCGAGUGCACGGACUGUGGGCAGCGUCAUGAACAGCGGCAGCUGCUGGGAGUGGAGGAGGUGACGGAUCCCGACUUGGUGCUGCACAAUUUGCUGCGGAACGCACUGCUAGGAGUGAGUGGGGCGGGGCCCCCUAGAAAGAACACCGAGCUGGUGAAAGUUAUGGGCCUGUCAAACUAUCACUGCAAGCUGCUCUCGCCUAUUCUGGCCCGCUAUGGCAUGGAUAAACAGACCGGCAAAGCUAAACUCCUAACUGAGAUGAACCAAGGAGAUGUUUUUGACUGUGCUCUGCUUGGGGACCGUGCCUUUCUUAUUGAGCCUGAGCAUGUCGACACUGUAGGAUACGGCAAAGAUCGCUCUGGUAGCCUCCUGUACCUGCAGGACACCUUAGAGGAUAUUAAGAAGGCUAAUAAUAGCCAGGAGUGCCUCAUCCCAGUCCAUGUGGAUGGUGAUGGCCAUUGUUUAGUCCAUGCAAUUUCCCGAGCACUGGUGGGUAGGGAACUCUUCUGGCAUGCUUUGCGGGAGAACCUCAAGAAGCACUUUAUGGAGAAUCUCAGCCGCUAUAAAGCCCUUUUUCAUGAUUUUAUUGAUGCGGCAGAAUGGGAAGACAUAAUCAAUGAAUGUGACCCCUUAUUUAUUCCUCCUGAGGGUGUACCGAUGGGUCUUCGAAACAUCCACAUUUUUGGACUAGCCAAUGUUUUACAUCGGCCCAUCAUCCUCUUGGAUUCCUUGAGUGGAAUGCGUAGUUCAGGGGACUAUUCUGCCACAUUCCUUCCUGGAUUGAUACCAGAAGAAAAAUGCAUGGGGAAAGAUGGCAUGCUGAACAAACCAAUUUGUAUUGCCUGGAGUAGUUCUGGGCGUAAUCAUUAUAUUCCUCUGGUUGGAAUAAAAGGUGCUGCUUUGCCUAAAUUGCCUAUGAAAUUACUUCCUAAAGCUUGGGGAGUGCCUCAAGACCUUAUUAAAAAGUAUAUCAAAUUGGAAGACGAUGGUAGCUGUGUGAUUGGAGGAGACAGAAGUUUGCAUGAUAAAUACUUGAUGAGGCUAGUUGCAGCCAUGGAGGAAGUUUUUAUGGAUAAGCAUGGCAUUCAUCCCAGUUUAGUAGCUGAUGUACAUCAGUACUUCUAUCGGCGGACUGGUGUAAUAGGAGUUCAGCCUGAAGAUGUUACAGCAGCUGCUAAAAAGGCAGUUAUCGACAACCGACUUCACAAGUGUCUCAUUUGUUGUGCUCUUUCAGAACUUCAUGUUCCUCCAGAAUGGCUAGCUCCAGGAGGGAAGCUGUAUAAUCUUGCAAAGAGUACCCAUGGUCAGUUAAGGCCUGAUAAAAAUUACAGUUUCCCUCUGAACAGUUUGGUAUGUUCCUAUAAUCCUGUAAAGGAUGUACUAGUACCAGACUACAGUUUGAGUAGUCUGACUGCCUGUAACUGGUGUCAUGGCACAUUGGUGCGUCGUGUGAGAAGUGAUGGCUCUGUUGUAUAUUUGGAUGGGGACAGAACUAAUACUAGAUCAACAGGUGGCAAAUGUGGCUGUGGAUUCAAACAUUAUUGGGAAGGCAAAGAAUAUGACAAUCUCCCUGAAGCUUUCCCUAUUACUUUAGAGUGGGGUGGGAGGGUGGUAAGAGAGACAGUCUAUUGGUUCCAAUAUGAAAGUGAUCAAUCUCUGAACAGCAAUGUAUAUGAUGUUGCAAUGAAACUCGUUACUAAGCACUUUCCUGGAGAAUUUGGUAGUGAGAUUCUUGUCCAGAAAGUUGUCAAUACAAUUCUGCAUCAAACAGCCAAAAAGAACCCUGAUGAUUACACUCCUGUAAACAUUGAUAGUGCUCAUGCCCGAAGAGCCGAUGAUAUGCAACAAGGACAAGAUUUGGCAUCUCAGCUUCCAACCAAAAUUAUUCUUACUGGACAGAAAACAAAAACAUUGCACAAAGAAGAACUGAAUAUGAGUAAAACUGAAAGAACUAUUCAACAAAACAUUGCAGAACAAGCACCUAUAAUGCAAAAACGAAAAACUGAAAAAUGGAAGCAAGUACAAAAAGGGCCAGCUAGAACUGUGUCUCCUGGUACUAUUCCUGAUGGGUCAUCCUCUGCACCUGCUACUCCCACCAAGACUCCUUAUUCUCCAAUAUCUACGAAAGAAAAGAAAAUUCGCAUAACAACAAAUGAUGGGCGACAGACCAUGCUCACUUUGAAAUCCACUACAACAUUUCUAGAAUUGCAGGAAAGCAUAGCUAGAGAAUUUAAUAUUCCUCCACAUUUGCAAUGUAUUCGCUUUGGCUUUCCUCCCAAGGAGCUGCUGCCACCUAAGGAAGGGCAAGAAAAUGAACCUGUUCCUCUGCUACAUGGAGAUAGAAUAACCAUAGAGAUUCUUAAAGGGAAGGAAGAUAAUAACCAGGCUAGUUCAGUACAUUCAGCUCAUGUUGUGAAGCAUGAUGAUAUUGCUGUUACUAGCAGAAUUACUUCCAAGGAACUUCAAGAGCAAAUAGACAAGGAAAUGUACUCUUUGUGUCUUCUUGCAACAUUUAUGGGGGAAGAUGUUUGGUCUUAUGCAAAGGGGCUUCCUCAUCUGUUCCAGCAGGGUGGUGUAUUCUACAAUAUAAUGAAGAAAACAAUGGGUCUGGCUGAUGGUGAACACUGUACUUUUCCACACUUGCCUGGCAAGACCUUUGUAUACAAUGCAACAGAAGAUAGAUUGGAACUUUGUGUGGAUGCUGCUGGUCAUUUCCCUGUAGGUUCUGAUGUGGAAGACUUGGUUAAAGAGGCCCUAAAUCAAGUACGAGCAGAGGCUUCUUCAAGAAGUAGGGAAGCAAGUCCUUCACAUGGACUUCUAAAAUUAGGUAGUGGUGGAGUAGUUAAAAAGAAAUCAGAGCAACUCCACAAUGUAACUGCAUUUCAAGGAAAAGGCCAUUCUCUAGGCAGUGGAACCAGUAGCCAGCAGCUUCAUCCAAAAGUUAGGGAAGCUCCACUUGGAAGAAAGCAAAACAUAGGUACAGAUUUCAAUACCAAUUCUGCUAAAUUGGACCCUUCCAUGUACACCGGUGAUUCUGGAAAUAGUGAACUUAUACGGAUAGCUCCUGGAGUAGGAACAAUGAGAGAUAGUAGACAACUUGAUCCUAAUUUAAUUGAGGCACAGCGGAAAAAAUUGCAGGAAAUGGUUUCUUCAAUUCAAGCAUCAAUGGACAGACAUCUGCGAGAUCAAAAUACAGAGCAGUUGGCAACAAACGAUUUUUCUCAAAGAAAAUUAGAGGCAACAAGUUCAUCAGUUAAAACAAAGAGCCCUCAAGUGAGUUUAACUGAAUCAUUUACUUUAUCAAGUGGCAGUGGUCGUUUGAAUACAGAAAUAACUGAUAGUAACAUGUCAAAUGCAUUGGCAGCAUCAUUCUCCACAAGAUCAAAAGCCCAAAAAGGAAAUUCUGUUGAAGAGCCUGAAGAGAUGGAUAGCCAAGAUGCAGAAAUUACUAAUACAACUGAGCCAAUGGAUCAUUCAUGAAAAGUCUAACAGCUGAUAUCAACAAUAGAUUACUGUGCGAAUGUAGUUUGUUGGCUGGACCACAUUAAUUUAGUCAUUGAAUCUUGUAUGUUUCAAAGAUUAUAUGUUACUCACUGCAUGAUAGCAAGUGUGUGAUAGAUAGUAACUUUUAAUUUGACAUUCUGCUGCCAGGUUAGGUCUCAGUUAGCUGUAUAUUAAUUAUUAGAACAAGCACUGAGAAAAAAAUAUCUGCUGUAGUUGUGGGUUAUCUCUCUCUCUCUCUCUCUCUCUUUUUUUGUAAUUUUUAUUCCAUUAAAGUCUUAAUCCGCCAACCCCUAUGAAAUCAUAAAGAUAUUUUUUCAGUUUGAUAUGUGAAAAUAAAACCUGACAAUGUACUUGUUUGUCAGAUACUGGUCCAUAUUUCAUUAAACGACAUUUGCUAUACUUGACAUUUGAAAUCAAAUUUAUAUCUGUUAGAUAAGUCAAAAUGCUGAAGUACAUUUACUGAUGGUUCUUUAAAAUUGUAAAGGAAGAUAUGGAAGCUAGUAUAUAAGAAACAAAAUAAAGAUGUCUGAACUAUAAUUCCUUGCUUUAUUGGCAAGUAAUAGUAUGUUUUGUUUUGAGUUGCUGAAGUGCUACAGUAUGUUUUUACAUGGUCAAAGACAAUAAAAUGCAAGCAUUUUAAGAACAGAA